AGGGGGCGGACGCGGCCGGCGCUGCCGCCGCCAUGAGCAAGGGCCCGGGGCCGGGGCCGGGGCCGGGGCUGGACCCAGACCCAGGGCCAGACCCAGGGCCGGACCCAGGGCCGGACCCGGAGCCCCCCCGCCACAGCGACCCCGCCGACCCGGGGCCCGGCGCCCCCGGCGGGCUGUUCGCGUGGCUGCGCGGGCGCUGCCUGGGCCGCGGGGCCGCCGUGGACCCGGCGCGGGACACGUUCGGCGCCAUGACCGGGCUGUACGGCGCCAUCCAGCCCGCCGACUCCGUGUCCCUCAGCACCCGCACGCACGGCGCCGUCUUCAACCUGGAGUACUCGCCCGACGGGUCAGUGCUGACCGUCGCCUGUGAACAGACUGAAGUCCUGCUCUUUGACCCAAUAUCUUCAAAGCACAUCAAGACUCUCUCUGAGGCUCACGAAGACUGUGUAAAUAACAUCAGCAGAGUUGCUGUGCAGGCAGCCCUGAGCACGGCGGUGUUUCCCUCCUGCCCCAGGUUCCUGGAUAACCGGCUGUUUGCAACAUGCUCCGACGACACCACCAUCGCGCUCUGGGACCUGAGGAAGCUCAACACCAAAGUGUGCACCUUGCAUGGCCACACCAGCUGGGUCAAGAACAUCGAGUACGACACCAACACCAGGUUACUGGUGACCUCGGGCUUUGAUGGAAAUGUGAUCAUCUGGGACACCAACAGGUGCACAGAGGAUGGAUGUCCCCACAAGAAGUUUUUUCACACCCGUUUUCUGAUGCGAAUGAGGCUGACACCAGACUGUUCCAAAAUGCUGAUCUCCACCUCCUCUGGUUAUCUUCUGAUUUUGCACGACCUUGACCUAAACAAGUCUUUAGAGGUUGGCAGCUACCCAAUUUUAAGAGCCAGGAGGACCACAUCGAGCUCAGAUGUGACAUCAUCAGGCUCCUCUGGCCCUCGAGCUGUGGGUUCACCCUGUCACCAGAACAACGCGGGGCCGCUCUCUGAGAAAACCUUGUCACGGCCCUCCCAGCGAGAAGGGGGAUCACCUAGAAAUAGCCUUGAGGUGUUAACACCAGAGGUUCCUGGAGAAAGAGAUCGUGGGAACUGCAUCACGUCACUGCAGCUGCACCCCAAGGGCUGGGCCACGCUGCUGCGCUGCUCCAGCAACACAGAUGACCAGGAGUGGACUUGUGUCUAUGAAUUCCAGGAAGGAGCUCCGGUGCGCCCCGUGUCCCCGCGCUGCUCCCUGCGCCUAACGCACUGCAUCGAGGAGGCCAACGUGGGCCGGGGCUACAUCAAGGAGCUCUGCUUCAGCCCCGACGGCCGCAUGAUCUCGUCCCCGCACGGCUUCGGCAUCCGCCUGCUGGGCUUCGACGCGCACUGCAGCGAGCUGGUGGACUGCCUGCCGCGGGAGGCCAGCCCCCUGCGCGAGAUCCGCUCGCUCUACUCCCACAACGACGUGGUGCUCACCACCAAGUUCUCCCCCACGCACUGUCAGAUCGCCUCGGGGUGCCUUAGCGGACGCGUCUCCCUCUACCAGCCAAAGUUCUAGGCACAGCAGCGGCACCUGGGGAUGGACAUUCGUGGGUUUUACUUCAGCUUAGUGGAAGUGUGCUCUCUCCAAAAUCUCUGAAUCCAGAGGAGGUCACGGUGACCGUGGUCUCGGGACGUGAUGAUGGGAGGAUUCUUCAGGUCAGCGCCGUGCGGAUCUUGGUCCUGCAUCUGCGAGCCUGCGGCCCCGCCAGCAGCCCUCUGCUCCUGCUGAUGCUGUGCCACGGGGCUGCUGUCCUGCUGUGUUUGUACCCUGAUACUUGAUUGUUUCCUUCAGCACAACUCCACUGGGCUGUUUGGAACAACACAGAGGGGCAGGGUGCCCAGGAACUCCUGUCCCAGAGGAGCUGGACUGCCUCACCUCUGCUUCCUCUUCUGUCGCUGAAACAACUCUCUGGUGAUUAGUAGAUAAUGGGCUGCUUGUCUACGUAAGCAACACGGUUAGUUACUCUCACAAAAAAAAAAAAAAAAGGAAAAAAAGGAAAAAAACAAAAAAAAAAAAAGAAAAGAAAGAAAAAAGAAUUUUGCUUUUAUUCCUAUGUUAAUGUGGUUGUCAUUGGCUAGAACAAUGAGUCACAGUGUGGCUUAGGCUGGCAGGGACCACUGGAGGUCACCCAGGCCCACCCCCUGCGCAGGCAGGCUCCCCUUGAGCCCACCACUCAGCACUAGGAAGGGCCUGGCCCAGAGGAUCUCUCUGGCUUCCUGCAGCAGGGCAGCUCUGGCCCCUGCUCUGACAGGGUUCUGUUGCAGGGGACUUUGCACAUCCCCCCACAUCUGAAACAUGCCGGCUUUAUGGUGAUGUUUGGGUAUUUCCCACCUGGCUGUUUUUCCACACACGCCUUGCCUGCACUCGUGUCGUGGGAGAAAUGAAUUUGGAUGUGUCCCUGGUAUCUCCAGAUGAGCGUUUCUUCACAUGUGCUGUCAGUUUGGGAGGGGAUUAAAAGCAAACCUGUCAAAAGUGA
This is a messenger RNA of Parus major (Great Tit), 2502 nucleotides long. It is a transcript of the gene DCAF10, whose product is annotated as DDB1 and CUL4 associated factor 10. Gene Ontology annotation, cellular component: Cul4-RING E3 ubiquitin ligase complex. NCBI's taxonomy places the organism in Eukaryota, Metazoa, Chordata, Aves, Passeriformes, Paridae. The record is from RefSeq and is a predicted model, not a curated record. Gene Ontology annotation, molecular function: protein binding. The transcript has 7 exons. Bases 33 to 1541 code for a protein of 502 amino acids.